AAAAGUUUCCAGAAACACGUGAUUCCGAGAAUUUGGUGUGUGAAUAUUCUCAUCUUGAGUAACAAUUAGGAAAUGUUGAAUCCUUGGAAUUUCUUCGUUUUUGUAUUAUUCAUAAUAUGUGGGCCACUAGGAUCCAAUCAAGUUGAGGUUCAUGUGUGCGACACCACAAAUUCAAACAACUCAUUCAUCUAUUGUAAUGGACCAAUAUUAGAUGCAGUAAACUAUCAUUCACUAUACAAUGAUUCAAAAGAAUUUGUUGAUAUGCCAUUAAAAGAUGAUCCUCAAAUUGUUUACAAUGCGUGGAGGGCUAAAUACGGAAAUCAAUCAUCUGCAAACUUGAAUAAAAGCGAUGUUCAAGCGUUUGUAAAUCAAUAUUUCAGUGCUGCUGGAACAGAGCUUGUCGUUUGUACACCUGACGAUUGGCAAGAGAAACCACCAAAAUUGGCAACAAUCGCUGAUCCGAAACUCCGUGAAUGGGCAUAUAAAUUGAAUGGUAUCUGGAAACAACUUUGUCGUAAAAUUGAUCCAGCUAUUGAACAACAUACAUCUCGUUACUCUCUUCUGUAUGUUCCAAAUAGUUUUAUUGUGCCUGGAGGAAGAUUCCGCGAGUUUUAUUAUUGGGAUGCAUAUUGGAUUAUCAAAGGAUUGAUUGCAUCUGAUAUGUAUAACACAACUAGAAGUAUGAUUAGAAAUCUUGCAUCAAUGGUUGACAAAUAUGGUUUUGUACCAAAUGGUGGAAGAGUUUAUUAUCUUCAAAGAAGUCAGCCACCAUUCCUGGCUGCAAUGGUUUACGAACUUUAUGAAGCAACCAACGACAAGGCCUUUGUUGCUGAACUUCUGCCAACUCUCUUGAAAGAAUUGAAUUUCUGGAAUGAAAAGAGAAUGACUGAUGUGCAAAUGAAUGGGAAAUCAUUUAAAGUUUAUCAAUAUAAAACAGCCAGCAACGUUCCUCGACCUGAAUCAUACCGUGUUGACACCCAAAACUCUGCAAAAUUAGCAAAUGGAGCUGAUCAGCAACAGUUUUAUCAAGAUCUUGCAAGCGCCGCCGAGUCUGGAUGGGAUUUCUCAACUAGAUGGUUUUCUGAUUAUAAAACUUUGACAUCUAUCGAAACUACCAAGGUUUUGCCUGUUGACCUGAAUGGUUUGCUGUGCUGGAAUAUGGAUAUCAUGGAGUAUCUUUACGAGCAAAUUGGUGACACAAAGAAUUCUCAAAUAUUCCGUAACAAAAGAGCUGAUUUCCGAGAUACUGUUCAAAAUGUUUUCUAUAAUCGAACAGAUGGAACUUGGUACGAUUAUAAUUUGAGAACACAAUCCCAUAAUCCAAGAUUCUACACAAGUACCGCAGUUCCUUUAUUCACAAAUUGCUAUAACACAUUGAAUACCGGAAAAUCACAAAAAGUAUUCGACUAUAUGGAUAAAAUGGGAGUAUUCACUUAUCCAGGGGGAAUUCCAACUUCAAUGUCUCAAGAAAGUGACCAACAAUGGGAUUUCCCAAAUGGAUGGAGUCCAAAUAAUCAUAUGAUCAUUGAAGGAUUAAGAAAAUCAGCAAAUCCCGAAAUGCAAGAUAAGGGAUUCCUGAUUGCUUCCAAAUGGGUUAUGGGCAACUUCCGAGUGUUCUAUGAAACCGGCCACAUGUGGGAGAAGUACAACGUGAUCGGCAGCUACCCACAACCAGGAUCUGGAGGUGAAUAUGAUGUUCAGGAUGGAUUUGGAUGGAGCAACGGAGCUAUAUUGGAUCUUCUCUUGACAUAUAACGAUCGAUUAUUUGUUCCAGAAAACUUUGUCAACACAACUGUCACACCUUCGGUUGAAUCUACUACCAAAUCUGCUCCAAAAUAUGCUAAGCUACCAUGGGUACUCGUUUUCGCUUUCAUGAUUCGUCAACUUUUUAAUUAUUAAAAAUUGAUUAAUUUAGCUACAAUUGGAACCAUACUGUGUGUAAAUAAAACAUUUUUAUGUUCAUAUUUC
Molecule: messenger RNA, 1968 nt
Organism: Caenorhabditis elegans
Lineage: Eukaryota; Metazoa; Nematoda; Chromadorea; Rhabditida; Rhabditidae
Gene: tre-3
Product: Trehalase
Biological process (GO): trehalose metabolic process; carbohydrate metabolic process
Molecular function (GO): alpha,alpha-trehalase activity
Source: RefSeq, marked reviewed